AUUUGUCUUCCACCGACUUGAUCAAGCCAAGCCAGGAGCUCAAGACUCACAUCAAAAAUGGCAGAGUACAAACCUGGUUACGGUGGCUAUGCUGACCUCGAAGGCAAUGGUCGAUUGGCUCCCUUCGCCAUUCGGAACCCGGAUGUGCGCGCUUACAUGGCCGAAUUCGUCGGUACAUUCAUUCUCGUGCUGAUCGGCGACGGCUCCGUGGCUCAGUUCGUGCUCAGCAAGAGGGCUGCUGGUGACUAUCUAUCGGUGAAUCUCUGCUGGGGUAUCGCACUGCUAUUUGGCGUUCACUUCUCGGGUGGUGUUAGCGGUGGACACCUCAAUCCAGCGGUCAGUGUCACGAUGGCGCUGUUCAAACGCUUCGAAUGGCGUAAAGUGCCGGGUUACAUCAUCGCACAAACGUUGGGCGCUUUCGUCGCUGCUCUGGUGCUCUUCAUCGUCUACUACCCAUGGCUCGACAUCGUAGACCCGGAGCGUGAGUUCACUCAAGGAAUCUUUGCUACAUACCCGAAUCCACAGAUCCCCAACUGGGCUGCAUUCGCCAACGAAGUCAUCGGCACCGCUCUGUUAGUCGGUGGCAUCUUCGCGUUGUGCGACCAGAUCAACAAGCCCGCCAGCCCCUACAGCUUCCCCGGUGCGGUGGGUCUUCUGCUGACGGGUAUCGGUAUGUCGUUCGGACUCAACACUGGCUACGCUCUCAACCCCGCUCGCGACUUCGGCCCGCGCCUUCUAACGCUUCUUGGUGGCUGGGGCUGGAAGGUAUUCUCCUCACACGGCGGGUACUUUUGGAUCCCCAUUCUGGGCCCGUUCAUUGGCGCAGUGCUGGGUGCUACCAUGUACGUGGGCCUCGUUGAACUCCACCACCCGCCCCAGUAAGGUCUGCUAUAGAAGUACGAAACCGAAUGAGCUUAGUAAUCCCAAUUUAUUCAGAGCAUUAGCCAAAUAUACCACAUUGAUAGCAGG
Molecule: messenger RNA, 969 nt
Organism: Phytophthora nicotianae INRA-310
Lineage: Eukaryota; Oomycota; Peronosporomycetes; Peronosporales; Peronosporaceae
Exons: 1
Coding region: 58-882 (274 amino acids)
Biological process (GO): water transport; glycerol transmembrane transport
Cellular component (GO): plasma membrane
Molecular function (GO): water channel activity; glycerol channel activity
Source: RefSeq, a predicted model, not a curated record